AUGAAGUUCCUAGCCCUUUCCGUGCUUGCCAGCUUGGCUGCAGCCUCGCCCAUUACUCUUGCAGCGCCUGAUGCAGACACACUCGAGGUUCGCCAGUUUGGUUCAAGCACCAGCAACGAGCUUGAGCAAGGCAGCAGUUCCAAAUGCCCCAAGGCGAUCUUCAUCUUCGCUCGUGCCAGCACUGAGACCGGCAACAUGGGCUCAUCCACCGGCCCCGCUGUCGCCAAGGCUCUCGAGCGCACCUACGGCGCCGAUCAAAUCUGGGUUCAAGGCGUCGGCGGCCCGUACGCUGCAGACCUCGCAUCCAACGCGCUCCCCGGCGGCACUUCGCAAGCCGCCAUCAACGAAGCAGUCCGCCUCUUCAACCUCGCCAACACCAAGUGCCCCACCACCCCCAUCGUGUCUGGCGGCUACAGCCAGGGCACUGCCGUUAUCGCUGGUGCUAUCCCUAAGCUCGGUGCUAGCUUGAGGGAGAGGGUUGUUGGUACAGUGCUGUUUGGGUACACGAAGAAUCAGCAGAAUCGUGGUGGGAUUGAGAGUUAUCCAAGUGAUGAUUUGGAGGUUUACUGUGCUACAGGAGAUAUGGUCUGCACGGGUACAUUGACGAUUACGGCGGCGCACUUUAGCUAUGCGGAUGAGGCUGCUGGGCCGGCGCCGCAGUUUUUGCAGGGCAAGAUUGGGAACUAA
Macroventuria anomochaeta is the source of this 687-nucleotide messenger RNA. RefSeq names its product carbohydrate esterase family 5 protein. Lineage: Eukaryota; Fungi; Ascomycota; Dothideomycetes; Pleosporales; Didymellaceae. The coding region runs from base 1 to 687 and encodes 228 amino acids. Gene Ontology annotation, cellular component: extracellular region. The record is from RefSeq and is a predicted model, not a curated record. Gene Ontology annotation, molecular function: cutinase activity. Gene Ontology annotation, biological process: carbohydrate catabolic process. The transcript is spliced from 2 exons.